This is a messenger RNA of Solea senegalensis (Senegalese sole), 2265 nucleotides long. RefSeq names its product mitochondrial fission regulator 1 (gene mtfr1). The coding region runs from base 157 to 1170 and encodes 337 amino acids. Gene Ontology annotation, cellular component: mitochondrion. NCBI's taxonomy places the organism in Eukaryota, Metazoa, Chordata, Actinopteri, Pleuronectiformes, Soleidae. Gene Ontology annotation, biological process: mitochondrial fission; aerobic respiration. The record is from RefSeq and is a predicted model, not a curated record. The transcript has 8 exons.
UCUUCCCCCCGCACUCGCAGUGGAAAUCCAACAAGGUGGAAACAUUCCCGAAAGUUACUAGCUCGACUCCAACCACUUGCUCGAUGAGCGUCAGGUGAUGAUUCCCUUGGUGUACAGGCAUGUGCCCAUCUGCCCAUUAGAAACUUAUCAACAGAGAUGAGUAACGACAAUGAACAAACCGACAUGGACCUGGCUUCUGGAGCAGCCAAGCCGUACGGGUCCUCCAGGAGUAUAGUGAGGAGAAUAGCCAGUAGUCUUCCUCUUCAACCCUGCCCCAGGGUCCAUUUUCAGCUUUAUCCGUACGCUGAGAAUGUCGGUGUCCUGUUUGGCUCCAGGAGGCAGAAGUGUCAGGUGGCCUCUCUGGCUGACGUCGGCUGGAUCGACAGGGAAGAGGAAGAGGAUGAGGAUGAGGAUGAUGUAGAGUACUUUGACAGGCCCAGCAGGUCAGGGAUUCCACCAGGACUUGUGUUCCGUGCGCGACAGCCUCAUCCUCAGAGAAAAUCCUUAACCCGCCAGAGUUCGCUGCCCAGCCUGCAUCAGGUGGCCCCGGACCCCCAGGGGUCAACUGUCGCCAACGACGAGGCCUUUCAGAAGAUCAGCGUGCUGGAAACGGAACUCGCCAAACUCAGAGCGCAGAUAGCACAAAUUGUGUUGGCUCAGGAGAAGAGCACACAGCCAGCUGCUACCACAGGGCCCCCUCCUCCUCCUGCACCCUGUGGCUCUCUGCCUCCCCCUCCACCACCACCACCACCACCGCCUCCUCCUCCUCCACUACCACCCCCAAAUCUCCAGCGGACAUUCUCUGCCAUUGAUUUGAUAAAAGAGCGCAAAGGCAAGAAACCGGAGGGCCAGACAGUUUUGGAAUCAAAGGCAGCAGAAUUCCCCAACAUGCUCGAUGUCCUGAAGGACAUGAGUAAAGUCAAGUUGCGAUCGGUCAAGAGUCGUCCAAGUGAAGGUGACGCCAAAGUCAAGUCCAGAGAGCCUGCAGACGCCGCCACGCUCAUCGCCGAGGCCCUGAAGCGCAAGUUCGCUCACCGCUACCGACACAACAGUGGACAAGAAGACAAAGACGAAUUCACACUUCCCGUUCCGGACGUGAAGCCUCGAACCGAAACACCUCUGUUUGGUCAGCACAUGUUGAAAUCGACUGGAAAAAGGACACAUCACUGAACUGUAGAGUCUCUCAUCAGCACCCUUUUGAACAGCUGCUCCUUCUGUGGAAGGAGACUCGUGUCGGGACGCUCUGCGUAUGAAGUCCUCUCACAAGUGCUCCCGUGUCUUUUUGCACUUUUCUAACAUAGACUUCCUUCCUAUUUUUCAAAAGGGAUUAUGUUUUGUUCAACUGAAUGUUUUCGCUUUGAGGUACACACACCUUUUCAAUCUAUUUUAAAGAGCAACACUACAGAAUCUUUUAAUGUGAGUUAGAUUAUUCAGUCUUUUGUUCGUAUUAAAGUCAUUUGCACAUCAUAGGUGAGUCAGUUUCACAUUCCAGUUUGUUUUUUUUAAUUGUUCUGUGAAAGAGUGGACGUUCCUCUAACACAGAAGAAGAAAGCGAGCACUUUCUUACGCGUGGGAUAUCGUGAUGUCACGUUUGUAUGUGUAUACGGACGUGCAGAGUAAUUUAUGUUUGGAAUCCACAUUUAUUUGUGUGUGUGCUUUAAAUACAUCCGUUUUGUCUUAACUAUCAAUCAUGUCCUCGAUUAAUCCGUUUCUGUUUCUGUGUCGAGCAGCAGGUGUACGUUGUGUCAUAGUUGUCAAGUCUUGACGGGGCCUUUUACUGGUUCAAAUAUAUCCCAGUUUUAGUUGUUUAUAAUUUAUCUCUCUUGACCACAAUCCACUUUUAAGAGCCAAAGACAUUCCAGUGAUGCUCUGUGCCUUUUACUGCCAAAUCUGACCUUUUCAUAUCCAUUUUUUGUAUUGCCCUGGUUUCCCACGACGCUUGGAUGAGUGAGGGAAAGAUACUGUAACUGUUAAGUUCAUCUAUUCAGGUUUCUUUAUCAGUACCUUGUAAGAUUUGCUUUAACAUCUUCAAUCUUUCCCGUAAAAUAGUUGACCGAUUGCACAUUUGUUGCCUGUCCUGAACAUUAUUUAUGUCAGUGAAUUUGCUGCUUAAAGUCAACUUGUACUUUUUUUAAGGGAAGGUGGACUGUAUGUCAGUAGUAAUGGACUGAUUUAAAUCGAUUAUUCAGUUUUGUUGAAGAGUUGUCUUCCAUGAAAAUGUACUUGAAUUGUCAAAUCUAAAUUAAAGUUUAUGGUCAGUUCUUA